AUGACUCAAGAAGGCAGAGUGAAGAGCGUGCUCUCCGGCGACACCUUGAUCCUGCAAAACAAGGCGAAACAAGAACGUACCCUCAGCCUCGCCUUCAUCAACGCGCCCCGCCUCCAACAAGACGAGCCCGGCGCCUUCGAAUCCCGCGAUCUGCUGCGCAAGCUGUGCGUGGGCAAGGUCGUGCACUUCCGCGUCCUCUACGCCAUUCCGCAAAAGACGGGCGGUGGGGCUCGCGACUAUGGUGUUGUCACGCUAUCUACAGGCCAGGUGCUGCCUGACUUGAUUGUGCAAGAGGGAUGGGCGAGGAUUCGCGACGAUGCGGAUCGGAAGGCAGAUGCCCCUCCGGCUGCUGAGUUGCUGGAGAGAUUGCAGGCAUUGGAAGCCCACGCCAAGGCGGAUGAGAAGGGAGUGUGGAACGCGAGCACCAAACCCGUUCAGAAUCUGCGAGACCUCCCGGAUGCUAAGGCGUUUGCAGAGGAGCAUAAAGGCCAGGCACUGGAGGCGGUGGUGGAGCGAGUCCUGAGCGGUGAUCGACUCAUUUGCCGCUUACUGCUCUCUCCCACUCAACAUGUGCAAACUACCGUUCUUCUUGCUGGUGUUCGAGCGCCCACGACCACUCGUACCAACCCGUCAGACGGCUCGACGCAACCCGGCGAACCUCUUGGCACCGAAUCGCAGGCCUUUGCGGAGGACCGGUUAUUGCAGCGUGGCGUACAAGUACGGAUACUAGGCGUCUCACCAAACAAUCUCUUGGUUGGAGAGGUCCGUCAUCCCGUGGGCAACAUCGCCGAAUUCCUUCUCAAAGAAGGUCUAGCGAGAUGUGUCGACCACCACUCCACCCUCCUCGGCGCCGAAAUGGGCAAGCUUCGACAGGCAGAGCGGUCAGCGAAAGAGCGACAAGCCGGUCUGUUCAAGAGCCAUGUCUCCGCACGUCAAGGCGGCGGUGGUGAGAGCGAAGCCGUUGUCAGCCGUGUUGUCUCCGCGGACACCAUCCUUGUGCGCAACAAAACCGGACAAGAGAGACGCAUCAGUUUGAGCAGUAUUCGUCAACCGAAGCCCACCGACCCCAAGCAAUCGCCAUUCACUGCGGAAGCAAAGGAGUUCCUGCGAAGACGGCUGAUCGGGAAGCAUGUCAAGGUGACGACCGAUGGCAAGCGUCCGGCGACUGAGGGCUAUGACGAGCGCGAGAUGGCGACGGUGUCGCAGAACGGCAAGAACGUGGCUGUCGGCCUUGUGGAGAACGGCUAUGCAUCGGUCAUUCGCCACCGCAUGGACGACGCAGAUCGCAGCCCCCUCUACGACGAUCUCCUCGCGGCGGAGGAGGCGGCACAAAAAGAAGGCAAGGGCAUGUGGAACCCUAAACCACCAUCACAACGUGUCUACAUCGAUUUCAGCGAGUCCCUGGAAAAGGCGAAACGCCAACUCACCCUCCUCUCCAAGCAAAAGCGCGUGCCGGCCGUCGUCGACUUUGUCAAAUCCGGCAGCCGCUUCACCAUCCUCAUCCCGCGCGAAAGCACCAAACUCACCUUUGUGCUCGGCGGCAUUCGUGCUCCCCGCAGCGCCCGCGGCCCCAACGAUACCGCCGAGCCAUUCGGACAGGAGGCUCACGACUUCGCCAUUAAGCGAUGCAUGCAGCGUGACGUCGAAAUUGACGUGGACGACACCGACAAGCAAGGCGGUUUCAUCGGUACCAUGUACAUCAACCGCGAGAGCUUCGCCAAAGUGUUGGUGGAGGAAGGUCUGGCAUCGGUGCACGCCUACAGCGCGGAGAAAUCGGGCAACGCCAACGAGCUGUUCGCAGCAGAGAAGAAGGCGAAAGAAGCGCGACGUGGGAUCUGGCACGACUGGGAUCCAUCGCAAGAAGCGGCAGAGAAUGGCGACGACGACCUCCUGGACGGCGCAGAAACGAACGGCACCAACGGCCACGACAUCACCGCCCUCCCCCCGCGCGAACGCAACUACAAAGACGUCUACGUCACGCACGUCGACCCGACCAACGCCCGCCUCAAACUCCAAAUGAUCGGCGCCAGCAAAGCCAACCUCGACACGCUCAUGAAGGACUUUGCCUCCUUCCACCUUUCCGGCUCCAACAACGCCUCGCUCCCCCAGCCCCCAAAAGCAGGCGACAUUGUGUCGGCGAAAUUCUCGCAAGACGGACAAUGGUACCGUGCGCGCGUCCGGCGCAACGACCGCGAAAAGCAAACGUCCGAAAUCCUGUACAUCGACUACGGCAACGCGGAGACACAGCCCUGGAGCGCCCUGCGCCCCUUGGACGCCAACAAGUUUGGCGUGAGCAAACUUAAACCCCAAGCUCUCGACGCUGCGCUGAGCUUCCUCCAAUUCCCCGUCACAAAUGCAGAGUACCUCGCCGAUUCUGUCGCUUUCCUCUCCGAAGUUGCAUUGGACCGCGACCUCGUGGCCAACGUGGACUUCACCGACGCGCGCGAUAAUGGACUGCUGUGGGUGACGUUGAUGGAUCCCAAGGCGGCCAGCACGGUGCAGCAGAGCAUCAAUGCGGAGGUGGUGAGUGAGGGGUUGGCGAUGGUGGGGCGCAAGUUGAGGCCUUUUGAGCGUGCGGCACCGGAUGUGGUGGGGGAUUUGAAGCGCCGGGAGGAGGUUGCUAAGGGGGAGCGCAGGGGGAUGUGGGAGUAUGGCGACUUGACGGAGGAUUAG
Molecule: messenger RNA, 2673 nt
Organism: Neohortaea acidophila
Lineage: Eukaryota; Fungi; Ascomycota; Dothideomycetes; Mycosphaerellales; Teratosphaeriaceae
Exons: 1
Coding region: 1-2673 (890 amino acids)
Biological process (GO): mRNA catabolic process; regulatory ncRNA-mediated gene silencing
Cellular component (GO): RISC complex; cytosol; nucleus
Molecular function (GO): nuclease activity; RNA binding
Source: RefSeq, a predicted model, not a curated record